Molecule: messenger RNA, 2619 nt
Organism: Pygocentrus nattereri (red-bellied piranha)
Lineage: Eukaryota; Metazoa; Chordata; Actinopteri; Characiformes; Serrasalmidae
Gene: camkk1b
Product: calcium/calmodulin-dependent protein kinase kinase 1, alpha b
Exons: 19
Coding region: 480-1934 (484 amino acids)
Biological process (GO): protein phosphorylation; intracellular signal transduction; positive regulation of protein kinase activity
Cellular component (GO): cytoplasm
Molecular function (GO): ATP binding; calcium/calmodulin-dependent protein kinase activity; calmodulin binding
Source: RefSeq, a predicted model, not a curated record
GUCUCCUCAUCUUCCAGCAGCUCCCUCAGCUGGACAACGCCUAACCGCCUGACGUGCUCCAGGCUGGCGCCACAGUCCCAGCUGUGAGGCAUUCCACUCCUCUGUUCGGCUGUUUGUCGGAGUGAUCUGGUAUAGACUGGAUCCCCAGGUCUCCUUUCAGACGCAGAGGUGUUUCUAACUGCUGAGCAGGUGGACAGACCAUGAGACACACUCACAGCAACCAGAGAUGUGGGUUGCCACUGCUGUAUCAGGGGCUAUUGUCCAAGACUCAUGACAAAGCAGUGAUGUGAGGCAUCAUGGGCUGUUGUCCAGGACUCACUAGCUAGAGGACUCCGAAAGUUACAUAACAGCUGUUUACUUGGGAGACCUCUGCACUACAGAGCUCGGUUCUUCUUCCUCUGAAGAAGCUGGAGUACUGGGAUGUCCACUGUGACAUUUGCUUCAACGUUUCAAGCAGCUUUGCCUGAGACAAGACAAUCAUGAGCACAGAGGCAGCCUGCAGGCCACAGGAGCUGGAUUCUGAGUAUGCUGAAUUGGCCGAUAUGGUAGCUGCCAUUGAUGUAGCAGCCAGUAGGGUGACCCCACCCAAUGGCCACAGGAGCCCCCCUCACCGCCUGCUACUCUCCGACCGCAAGUUCUCUUUGCAAGAGCGCGGGAGUUACCAGAACGGGACGACUCCCAGGAUAGCCAGGAGGCCGACCAUCGAGUCCAAACGGGUGUCUAUCUCAGAUGGCGAGGACUGUGUCCAGCUUAACCAGUACAAAUUAAAGAAUGAGAUUGGAAAGGGCUCAUAUGGUGUGGUUAAACUGGCUUAUAAUGAAGAUGACGAUCAGUACUACGCUAUGAAGGUGGUCUCCAAAAGAAGGCUAAUGAAGCAAUGUGGAUUUCCACGGCGUCCGCCUCCCAAAGAAAGUGCUGCCUCACAGGGCAACCGCCCGAAACCGUUCGGCCCUUUGGACAGAGUGUACCAAGAGAUUGCCAUCUUGAAGAAACUUGACCACCUGAAUGUCGUCAAACUAGUGGAGGUUCUCGACGAUCCAGAUGAAGAUAGCCUGCACAUGGCCUUUGAGUUGGUGCCAAAAGGCCCAGUGAUGGAUGUACCCACAGAUAAUCCCUUAACAGAAGAGCAGGCCAGGUUCUACUUCAGAGACGUAAUCCUGGGCAUCGAAUACUUGCACUAUCAGAAGAUCAUACAUCGAGACAUAAAGCCUUCCAACCUGCUGCUCGGAGACGAUGGCCAUAUUAAGAUCGCAGACUUUGGAGUCAGUAAUGAGUUUGAGGGCAGCGACGCGCUGUUAUCAAACAGUGCAGGAACACCAGCCUUCAUGGCACCUGAGACUCUCACUGACCAGGAGCAGAGAUUCAGCGGAAAGGCUUUAGACGUGUGGGCGAUGGGAGUAACCUUAUUCUGUUUUGUCUUUGGGAAGUGUCCUUUUGUGGAUGACUACAUUUUAGCCCUGUACGAGAAAAUAAGGAAUAUGCCAGCGAUCUUUCCAGAUAUGCCUCUUAUAAGCGAGGAGCUGAGGGAACUAAUCACCAGAAUGCUGGACAAAGUUCCUGAAACAAGGAUCACCAUUUCAGAAAUAAAGCUGCACCCAUGGGUGACACUGAAUGGUUUGGAGCCGCUGCCCCUGGAGGAGGAGCACUGCACGGUGGUGGAGGUUACAGAGGAGGAGGUCCAGAACUCCGUCAAGCUCAUCCCCAGCCUGUCUACUGUGAUCCUGGUGAAGUCCAUGCUGAGAAAACGCUCUUUUGGGAACCCCUUCGACUUCCUGAGCCGCAGGCAGGGCAGGUCCAUGUCUGCCCCAGGAAACCUUAUAUCCGACACGUCGUUGUUCCGCGCCUCUGUGAACAUUCACCCAUCAUUAAGCAGAGCGAGUGAUGGGAGUAGAGAAGGAGAACUGGAGGACCUUUAUGAGGAUGAAGAUAUGUGAAUAUGUAACUGCUUUGCCUUUGCCAUUGAUGAAUUCUGUAUGUUUUUGCACAACUAGAUAGCAGAAAGUAUGCAUCCAAUAGUUUAUAUUGAUUUAAUGUGCAUUUUCAGUUCAAACUUUUACCAGAGCAACACAUUGUUACACAAUAUGAAAAUAGAAUUUGUAUAUGUAUAUGUAUAUGUAUUUGUAUAUGUAUAUGUAUUUGUAUAUGUAUAAAAGGAGACAUAUUUUGAGCCUGCAAACCGCUGCAUUGGCCCCUUAUCAGCAAACAGGAUCCCAAAGAGCUUUAGUGUUGGUCAGUUAAAGUGCAAAGCACACAUCGCCGCUUUCUGAGUGCCAAGAGUAGAGAUUAUUAAUGUCUCAUUAAGAGAUAAUUACAGAGGAGUGAUUAUUAAUUGCAUAAAUAUAGGUUAAGAUCAGAGCACAUACUUGAAAACUUACAGUGCUAGACGUUUUAAUAUGUCCAUCUAAUUAGUAAUAACAUUGUGUCAGGUUAGAUGUUUGUAUAUCACGUUGUUUUUAAGGUUAUUUACCAUCUUACUGCACUGCUGCUGUGAUCUCUUUGAUCUUCUAUAGACUACACAUUGCCCACAAACUGAUUGCAUAGUUGGCUGAAUGUUCUGUAGAAAAACAAUAAAUAUUUUUGUUACUUUUUGCUUCAGAUAAAAUAAAUGAAUGUUUCUAA